Ictalurus furcatus (blue catfish) is the source of this 513-nucleotide messenger RNA. RefSeq lists its product as uncharacterized. Bases 1 to 462 code for a protein of 153 amino acids. Gene Ontology annotation, molecular function: hormone activity; endothelin B receptor binding. The transcript is spliced from 4 exons. Gene Ontology annotation, cellular component: extracellular region. The record is from RefSeq and is a predicted model, not a curated record. Lineage: Eukaryota; Metazoa; Chordata; Actinopteri; Siluriformes; Ictaluridae. Gene Ontology annotation, biological process: intracellular calcium ion homeostasis; vein smooth muscle contraction; regulation of vasoconstriction.
AUGUAUCUGAUCUAUCAUCCUGUGAAAGUGGCUCAGGUUCUGAGCAGAUAUUUGUUGACCCAAGAGUCUUUCAACUCUUCCUAUUCCACAGCCUUCACAGCAUCCCUGCAAGUCCCUGAGUCACACACACGACGAGGCUUAUCCCCACAGCUCAGCCACAAGGCUCAUGAUCGUGAGAAACGCUGCUCCUGUGAAAACCUGAAGGACAGGGAGUGUGUGUACUUCUGCCACAUUGGAAUUGUUUGGGUCAACACACCCAGUCAAGUGAUUCCAUAUGGUCUUGGAUUCCUCCAAAUGCGCCUAAGAAGACAUUUGGAACGAUGCUUUUGUGCAAACAAGAGAGACACAGAGUGCAUGAAGUUCUGCUCCCACAGAGAUGAAAAUACAACCCUGAAGUCCUCUCCAAGAAUAUUCAAAAAACAAUAUAAAGCUAAAGUGAAACAGAGGAGAAACACUUACUGAGGAAGUGUGAGGAAUGUGAAGAAGACUAUAUGUGUUUGCACUCUUUACAGA